Messenger RNA from Lachancea mirantina, 1524 nucleotides. NCBI's taxonomy places the organism in Eukaryota, Fungi, Ascomycota, Saccharomycetes, Saccharomycetales, Saccharomycetaceae. The record is from the annotation of a GenBank genome assembly.
AUGACUUUACAAUCUGCAAACAAGAUAAGAUCAGUUGCCGUGAUUGGAGCCGGCCCGGUCGGUGCAGGAAUCACGAAAGCGCUUUUAAAUGAAAAGUACUUUGACAAAAUCCAAGUUUUUGAGAAACGUGGCGGAUUUGGUGGGCUCUGGAAUUAUACAAAGCCCAUCUUCAAGCAGAAAAAGGUGACAUCUUGCCCACAGAUCCCAUGUGAGUCCGCAUGGGAGCGGCUGGAGCCCUUCGUGCACGACAAACAUGGUCCCGUGUUCCAGACGGCCGUGUACAAGUAUCUAGACACCAACGUGCCCAAGCAACUGAUGGAAUACGACAGUUUCCCGUUCCCAGCCGACGUUCCGCUCUUUCCCAGCCGUGAACAGGUGCUCGAGUACUUGAUUAGGUACUCGAGACCUAUCGAGGAACACGUGCGGUUCAACAGCGAGGUUAUCGAGGUCGAGUACAACGACGAACGUGCCAAGUACGUGCUGUCAACGAAAGACGUUGUGGCGGGCGGUGUCGAGCGGUUUGAGUUCGACGCGGUUGCGGUCGCAACCGGGUUUUACGAUCUGCCCUAUGUGCCUGACCGCCUGGGUCUCAAAGAAUGGCACGCCGCGUACCCGGACUCUGUGUCGCACGCAAAGGACUUUGACGCCCCAGAAGACUUUGCUGACGUCAAGGGCGAGAUCCUCAUCGUGGGCAACAGCGCGUCGGGCUCGGAUCUAGCCUUUGAGCUUGCCACGACGCUGAACAAGCGCAUUUACAAGUCCAAAAGAAGCGAAUCCGCACAUCCUGCGGGUUCCGAUGACAGGAUCGUUGACGUGCUAGAUGUAGAGUCAUUUGACGCCACAAACAAGUCAGUACGCUUUAUCGACGGUACCGUUGUCUCAGGCGUCGAAAAAGUUGUGUUUUGCACGGGCUACCUCAAAUCGCUACCAUUUUUGCCCUCGGCCGGCCGCACGACAAGCGCGGCCGCGGGCGCAAGGCCACCUCCCGCCAAUUCCGGAAACUCGAUCCUUGCGUCUCUGAUCACCUCGGGAGCCCGUGUCCACAACUUGUACAACCAUAUCGUCCCGUUCGAUCUUCCCACGUUCGGUAUCAUUGGUCUACCCAGAUAUGUGCUUCCUACGCGACUGAGCGAGACUCAGGGUGCAUGGCUUGCACGCGUUUGGAGUGGCCGCGUCACCCUGCCCGCCAAGGCCCUUAUGCUUGAAUACGAGCGCUGGUUUACCGAGCACAACGGCGACAACGGCAAGUUUCACGACCUGUUGUUCCCGUUGGAUGUGCAGUACUCGCAGCGCCUGAACAAAGAAAUUGCGACCGCGGGGAACGGUGGCUAUUUCGGCGUCCAGUGGGACUCAGACCAGAUUAAACUUAGAAGCUCUAUAAAGCCUCUUAAAGAGGGCUAUCUCGAGUACCUCAGAAGUACCGGGAAAAAGGCUCACGACAUCCCAGAACUGGAAAAAGCAGGCUAUUUCCAGUGGCCAAAUGACGCCCUCACCAGCGUAGAAGUGCCAACACUCGCACCAUAG